CCCCUCCUCAUUAUACAAACAACUAUAAUAGGAAUGUACGUGUAUUCACUAAUAGUUAUGCAAAGUAUCAUACAAGCUAUAGUACCUCGAGAAAUCGAAAACUGCACUUUCGUUAUUGGCGUACAAACAUUUUGUUCUUAUUUCGAUUCCCGACGACGUACAUAGCGAUUGAACUCUUUUUUUCUUCUUCUUCUUCUUAUAUACGGUGAAAUCGAUAAAUCUUAUUUGUUUAUAAUUAUAGAUCAAGGUAUUUUCAUGAUAAAACUUGUGUGUGUGUGUGUGAUGGACAUCCAUUUUUUUCUAUUUUGUAAUUUAGAAUCUCACUAUACUUAAUCAAAUUUAACAUCAAACCACUUUCACUGCAUUACGUUCGUUUAUUGAACUCGAGUCUUAAUAGAAAUGGCUAGUUUAUUAUUUUAUCACUGUAGUUAAUAUUUUUUAUGAUUAUGAUACGUAUAUCUUAGUAUAGUAAUUUUCCGUAAAAUGUACGAAGCAGUAAUUGCAAAGCAUGAGUUAAAAAAGAACAGAGAUGUGCUUAUGUCCUUUUCUCGUAUUCGUAUUUCGUUUUGCGUUAUUGUGCACUAGCCUUUAAGUUCCUAGAAAAUAAGGGUGCAGUCACAACUCUGAAUGGUUGCCAUGGUAGCGUUCAAGAGUGAGAGAGAUAAAAUAAUUUUCUAUCUCUCUCACUCAUGUACGUUACAAUCACUGUGACUGUAUUCUAACCUCAAAAUUGUUGCUUUUUAACCGUGUUUUUUACAGACAAAUUUCUCGCGAGUAAAAAUAUCGUUUUUAGAAAUAAAGUUGAUUAUAAAUCAAUUGGAAUCAUAAUAUUGUUAAAGAUUUUGUAGAAAGGCAGUAAAGAAAUUGUUUCAAUUAAAAAAUUUUCUCUUUAUUUUAUUUUAUUUACAAUUUGAGGACUUGCAGACUUGAAAGAUCACGUUCCUCGACGUAAUCGUGGAUAAUUAUAUAGCAGACUCUUCUCUCACUAGAAAAAGUAAUAGUGGGUCAUACCUACACGAAACACUUCAACACACUCUCUUCCGUUUAUAGUAACGUAUUUAUAUAUAAUUCACUAUUUUAAUUUCCAUUGUUAUUGGAGAAAAUUUUUUACUCUGUAAAUAAUUAUUUUUCUCGUUUUUAAAUACUAUUGACCGUUUUUUAAUUGUAUAAUUUCUUUCUUUAUUUUGAUGAAUCUUUUUCCUUGUAGGAUAGACAUUAGAAGACAUUAAAAUUACGUUUUGCUUAGAAAAAAGAGUUAUAUAAUGUUUGUUUGAUAAUAUAUGUGACGCGCUCCACGAGGUAAACGAUUUUAGGUUAUGUUUGGUAAUUUUUACCGUGAUUAAACUUAUACUUUUAAUUAUUCGUUUUGUUUGUUGGCUUCUUGUACCCGUAGGUCAAACAUAACCUAUAAUUUUUCGCGAAAGUCUCUUUCUUUCUUUAAUUAGUACGAUAGAAAAGGAAAAAAAAGUAAAAGUUACUAGAUUGUCCCUAGACCGCCCACUGUCGAUCCAAAUAAAAAAUCUUCGAAAUGUCGUAAUUUUAAGCACGUGUAUUAUUAUUUUUUUUGACGAAUAAGCCGAAUUGAAAUCAAUCGUCUUUUUUUUGCUUUUCAUGUGGAUAAAGAUCGCGUAUUGUGAAUUGGAGCACUGCACACCAGCCAAUUAGUUUUAGUUUCCGACACGCUCGUUGAUUUCUAAGAAUAUCUCCUGCUAUUAUGUCAAAAAAACAAAAAAUUCUUUCUUUCACAUACGUGUGAUUUUUUAUUAAAAUAAUUUUAUUAACACUUUAAAAAGGAUUAUUAAGUAAAUAAUUACAACGCCGAAAGUAGAAUAACUGCGCUCUUCGAUUGGCUGUUAAAAUCCAAUAUCCGAUGUGAGUGCACCCUAAUUAGAAAUUGAGACGCGGCGUCCUUGUUCACACCGACCCAACCCUGCUUUAGUGAAACUUUCUUUGGUGCUUUCUUUUGAUAUUCCCCUUUCUUUGUGUCAACUGCUCUGUAACGCGUCGUAUUUAAUUUCGCCUGUGAAAUUUUUUCAUAAUUUAAUUAUAAAAGACGAAUCGAUCAAAAUCAAGUAUACGAAUUUCGUCUUCCGAUAAGCGAUGAAGAUGAAUUUCCAAACCGAAUUUGUCUCUGCAGCAAGAGAUGGAGAUGCUGCAAAAUUUAAAGAAAAAUUCCAGGAAAUAUCCUUACGGGAAGAAAAAAAUGAGCAAAUUUAUUUUGCUUUAUAUUUCGCUGCUUUUAAUGGGAACAUUGAAAUUGUGAGAUUUUUGAUGGAAUGUAAUGUUAAUCCGAACUUCACCGUUGGAACAUUUCUCACACCUUUGCAUGCGGCAAUUUUUAAAAAAAACCACGACAUCGUAGAAAUUUUAUUAAAUAAUAAUGCCAUUGUGGAACCCAAGAUAAGACUUGAAUCAGGAGAAGAAAUAAAUUAUUUUUGUUCUCCCCUCAUCGCUGCGGUCUUCACAAAAGAUGGAAAAUUGGUGGACACACUUUUAAAAAAAGGUGCCAAUAUUAAUGCAAAAUUGUUAGCGGUAGAGGAGGAGAAACUGAAGGAUUUUAUGGCGAACAACAAGAAAGGUGGAAAUUCUUCGAAAAACAUUUUAAAUUUUGGCACCUUCAAAUACUACGAUUUAACAGCCAAAUCAAAUUCGUUCUCUAUUGCCGGAUCGUCAGUUUUGCAUCUGGCGAUAAAAUCCGGCAAUGAGAAUAUUAUAAAAAAUGUAUUAGAUCAAGAAGGCAUUGAUUUAAAUCCCAAAAGUUGUAAUGAUUUAACGCCACUGAGUCUGACUUGCCAUGGGGGUAAUUUGGCACUUGCUAAAAUUCUCCUGAAAGCUGGAGCCGAUGUCAAUUGUACUGUAGAUAAUGGAAAACAAAUUCUUGGCUAUUGUCUGAAAUGGUUGCACGAUAAUUAUUUGAACAAAUUUUCUUACUACAAAUACGAUAAGAUGGAGUGGAUCGAGUUGAACAAACUUUUCAGUUACUUUUUGAAAUUUGGCGCCAAUCCGAAUGGAUGGUCAACGGGAAAGCGAGGAACAGUUCUUCACUAUGCCGCGAGCAAGGGAAUGGCCCACUCGGUUCAUAUUCUUCUGAAACACGGCGCGAAUCCGAACGUCGCUGAUGGAAACAAUAAAACCCCUCUCGAAUAUUCGAUCAGUAAUUUACUAAAACGUUUGGACAGGAUUCAAAGACUAUUUUCAUUCACGGCCCAUGUCGACGAUUUCGACCGUCGAAUCAGUGAAGAAAGACUCGCCGAACGUGAAGCGGAUCGAAAACGAGAAUACGAGAAUCGAAAGAUCUACAAUCUCACUCACAAUACGUACACUUAUAACGUAGUGCAAUAUAUAAGUCACUACGCCGAUGAUGGGGGUUUCAACACAGUUCGUGAUCCAGUUCCGAAUCGAAUGGUAGCUCAACUAUUGACCCGAGAACUUGUCAGAAUGGAAGAGCUCGGCACAAGGAUCAUUCAGCAGAAUAGAAAAAUACUCGAGUCGACAUUUGUCAAACCGUACUAUACAAGAUGUAAAAAUGAAUUGAAGAAGUUGAAGAAAACGAAAAUUAUCGAUGGUUUGAGUUAUUAUGAUUUUCUGUUCGCCAGUGAAGAAAAAUUGGCCGAAUAUAUGGAGAACGAAAAUAUUGUCUCCGAAUUUAACGAAGGAAAUUAUUGUCGACUAUUUCCUAACUAUAAACGGAAUUUGAAAUUAAAUGUUAAACGAGGAUUGAAGAGGAAUAGAGACGAUGAUGAUGAUGAGGAUUCGACUGGUUCCAGUGAUGAUGAGGUUCGAAAUUCGACACAAAUGCGGAACACAAUAAUAAAAUUCUGGAGAUCGUACGAAGAUAUGUAAGAACGAUUUCAAAUAUCGAAAACCUUUUUUUAUUUUGAAAUUUAAAUUUGAUUUAAAUUCUUCUUCUUUAAGUUCUUCUGUUAUUUAAAUUUACUUCGGUUAAUUUAUAAAUUAUAAACGAUAAAAAUUAUAAAGAAUUUGAUUGAAAUUCUUCUUUUUCUUCUUUUAGUUCUUCUGUUAUUUAAAUCUACUUCGGUUAAAUUACAAAUUCUUUUACUGAUGUAGAUUUCACAAAUCUAACAAAUUUAUUUGUUUUGAAACUUAAAAUUAAAAUGUUUUUCUAUUAUUAUAUUUACUAGAAUAAAAUCAGUUUCUGUAUCAUUAGAUUACAUUUCAUGCAAA
Molecule: messenger RNA, 4185 nt
Organism: Leptopilina heterotoma
Lineage: Eukaryota; Metazoa; Arthropoda; Insecta; Hymenoptera; Figitidae
Product: putative ankyrin repeat protein RF_0381
Exons: 3
Coding region: 2101-3843 (580 amino acids)
Molecular function (GO): protein binding
Source: RefSeq, a predicted model, not a curated record